Messenger RNA from Monascus purpureus, 600 nucleotides. NCBI's taxonomy places the organism in Eukaryota, Fungi, Ascomycota, Eurotiomycetes, Eurotiales, Aspergillaceae. The record is from the annotation of a GenBank genome assembly.
AUGCCGUCUCUUAUCCUCACAGUUCUCUUUGUCCAUAUUGCGAUCUAUCUGAUCAAUACUAUCGGUGCGACUACCAUCGAUGCCUUGCUAUGGAUUCUCUACCUCAAAUUCCCCACUUCGAUCUCCGCGAACGCGCGUGAGCAAAACCGUCUGAAGCGCGAGGUUCUCCAGUUGAAGCGUGAAAUGAACAAUACGAGCUCCCAGGAUGAAUUCGCUAAAUGGGCUAAAUUGAGAAGGCGUCAUGACAAGACUAUGGAGGAGUAUGAGUCCAUAAACAAGACUAUCACCUCCCAGAAGACCUCCUUCGACUGGACCGUUAAGAUCAUCCGAUGGCUCAGCACGGUCGGUUUAAAGAUCUUCAUCCAAUUCUACUAUACGAAAGUGCCCGUUUUUGAGCUCCCGCCCGACUGGUUCCCAUACUACCUUGAAUGGAUUUUGGCCUUUCCGCGUGCCCCCAUGGGAUCUGUUAGUGUGCAAAUUUGGAGCGGUGUUUGUGCGGCGUCUAUUGCUCUCAUUGCGGAAGUUGUUACAUCCACAUUUCAGCAAGUGAAAACCGGGCUCACUAAGUCGCCUGAGGCCGAGGCUAAGAAGACGCAAUGA